AUGCAUAGCUCUGCCCAUUCCGACUCAGAGCUGAAAGAACUGUUCCUCCUGAAACGGCAGGAGUUUUGGAAAGACCCAGCUUCGGCGGGUGACCUUGAGGCCUACGCACGCCAGGAUGAUACGCACGACUACACCGUUUUGGAAGGAUUCAUUCCUCCCACUCUAAUAGGAAGGGAAACUCCCGGAGGUCAAUCUCAUUGGAGGAAGUCUGAUACAUUCUUCACGGGUUUCGCCAAAAACUACCCUGAUCAAGUUCUUUCGGAGAGUGAGGAUUCGUUCAUCAUCGGGAAUGCUGCAAGCCACGACACUCGUCAAUAUCUUGCGAAAUGGGACCGCGAUAGUAAGGACCGAACUUCCUCUGCCGGAAUGUCAUAUGUGCACCUCUUAGCCAUUCCAAAGAAGAGAGUCUACAAUGCUGUCUCCCUUGAAGACCCUGCCAUCAUCGAAGAAAUGAUUGCUCACUUUUGGCAGUUCUGGGAAAGUCCUGAGUCCAGAAGCAAGAUUUCGUGGUGGCUGAAGGAGGCAGUAGAACGACGAGCUGCUUCUGUCAUGGAUACCCUCAAAUCUCAAACCUCAACUAAUGAGUUCCAAUCCGUAAUGAAGGAUGUGUUAGUCUCGACCGAGAAAUUUGCCAGGAGAUUGCGCGAACUCAGGGCCUCCAAGGACGACAGAUCAUUCGUCUUCGGAUUUCAUCCUGCACCAGAGGCGAGCAUCGGACACCUUCAUAUGCACAUCGUUUUAGCAGCCGCAGAAUUUCGGGAGUUCAGCACUCGUGUCCAUGACUGGAAGACCAUCCCUGCGAAGACAGUGGUCGAGGUCAUCAGCGAGGAAGCAAGAAGGUGCGAUCCUGAUUGA
Messenger RNA from Cyclocybe aegerita, 855 nucleotides. The record is from the annotation of a GenBank genome assembly. NCBI's taxonomy places the organism in Eukaryota, Fungi, Basidiomycota, Agaricomycetes, Agaricales, Hemipholiotaceae.